Molecule: messenger RNA, 873 nt
Organism: Aspergillus bombycis
Lineage: Eukaryota; Fungi; Ascomycota; Eurotiomycetes; Eurotiales; Aspergillaceae
Product: UbiE/COQ5 family methyltransferase
Exons: 3
Coding region: 1-873 (290 amino acids)
Molecular function (GO): methyltransferase activity
Source: RefSeq, a predicted model, not a curated record
AUGUGCGACAAUACCUACAACCUUGUUCAGUCUCGCUAUGGUGACAUCGCAAAACAGAGCACCAACGUCCAGCAGCACGACAAAGAAGAGGAAAUCGCUAGGGCGUUUGGCUACAGCGCGGAAGAUCUGAGUUCCUUGCCAGGGAGGACUAACCUUGGCUUGAGCUGUGGAAAUCCGGUAGGAUUUGCGAAUGUGAAAGAGCAGGGCGAGACAGUUCUGGACCUUGGCAGCGGCAGUGGCAUCGAUGCCCUCCUGGCCGCUCGUAAAGUUGGGCCUAAUGGACAGGCCAUCGGCGUGGAUAUGACAAGAAGUAUGAUUGAACUCGCCGAGAAGAAUAUCUCAAAGGCACAACUUUCCAAUGCAAAAUUCAUCGAAUCAAAUAUCAAGUCCAUCCCGCUGCCAGACUCCAGCGUCGACUGCAUCAUCAGUAACUGUGUCAUCAAUCUUGUCCCGGCUACCGACAAGGCGGCCGUUUUUCGAGAGAUCGCGCGUCUACUGAAACCCGGUGGCAGGAUCGCAAUCAGCGAUAUUCUAGCUAGAAAGCCGCUCCCGGACCAUCUUACUAAUAAUAUGGCGAUGUAUGUUGGGUGUGUUGCGGGUGCUAGUCAGAUUGGGGAGUAUGAGGCGUAUCUCAGGCAGGCGGGAUUCGAAGGCACGUAUACCGCUGUAAAGAGAGUCAUGAGUAUUGACUUGUUACUAGGCGUGUUUAUUGUUGAUACGAAGUCGGACCUUAAUCUUUAUAAAGAGUCUUCGUAUUUGCCUCAGAGCUCGUGUUGUGGCGGUGGCCUUGAGCGUACGGGGACUCCGAGUGAUAUUGCGGGUUUGGAUUUCAAUGAGUGGGCCGGUCCGUUACGACCCUUCAUCCUGGCUUGA